Molecule: messenger RNA, 1230 nt
Organism: Xyrauchen texanus (razorback sucker)
Lineage: Eukaryota; Metazoa; Chordata; Actinopteri; Cypriniformes; Catostomidae
Product: transformer-2 protein homolog beta-like
Exons: 8
Coding region: 101-928 (275 amino acids)
Biological process (GO): positive regulation of mRNA splicing, via spliceosome
Cellular component (GO): spliceosomal complex
Molecular function (GO): RNA binding
Source: RefSeq, a predicted model, not a curated record
AUAACCAAAGGCGUUCAUUUGCAGACGUCCGAUCUGCGUUGUGUUAUCUUUUAUUUCUCUUACAGUUGUGCCAUUGCAGUUGAAUUAAAACUUAGCAACAAUGAGUGACGAUGAGAAAGAUUUCUCCAAGCGGGAAUCCCGUACGGCCUCUAGGAGUGCAAGUCCUAGAAGAUCUUGUAAGUCAGCCAGUCGCUCCCCAGAUCAUUCACCUGCUCCGUCAAAAGAGGGUUCCCACCAUACUCGCUCCAAGUCCCGUUCUCGCUCCAGGUCCAAGACAAGAUCUCGUUCUCAUCGGAGUUCCCGCAGACACUACACUCGUUCCCCCUCGUGCUCCCAUUCCCGCCGGAGACGUUCACGCAGUCGCUCCGACAGCAGUGAAUACCGUCACUCUCCUAUGUCAAACCGCAGACGUCAUGUUGGUGACCGGGCAAACCCAGACCCAAACUGCUGCCUGGGAGUUUUUGGACUGAGCCUUUACACCACAGAGAGGGACUUGAGAGAGGUUUUUUCCAAGUAUGGCCCUUUGAGUGAUGUUUCCAUUGUGUACGACCAGCAUUCUCGGCGUUCCAGGGGGUUUGCUUUUGUCUACUUUGAAAACAGAGAAGAUUCGAAGGAGGCUAAAGAGCGUGCAAAUGGUAUGGAACUAGAUGGCCGCAGAAUCAGAGUGGACUACUCUAUUACAAAGAGACCACAUACUCCUACUCCUGGAAUUUAUAUGGGCCAACCAACAUAUGGUGGAGGCCCAAGUGUAAGCAGCAGACGCCGUGAUUACGGUGAACGUGGUUAUGACCGGGGGGGAUAUGAUCGCUAUGAAGACCGUGACCACUACAACAGGUCAUACAAGAGAAGGUCCCCCUCUCCCUACUAUGGCCGAGGUCAGUACAGGUCAAGAUCACGCUCUCGCUCCUACUCCCCACGUCACUACUGAAAAUUUGAGUCCUCUCACCCUACCUGGAUGUGAUGAUGAAAUUGACAACAUAGAUUUUUAGUUCUGGUGGCCUGGACAUUGAAUCUACUUCCAACUCGAUCCUUUCUUUUUCUUGUGUCCUUGAUCAGUCUGAAUAUUUCAGUAGUUGGCAAAAUAUUUUUGCUCUGUUUUUUUUUAUUUUUGAUGUGAUGCUGAAGUUCUUGCGUUUAUUUUAUAAUGUGAUGGUUUAUGACUCCUUACAUCUCAUUAUAUUUUUACACAUUUUAAGCUUAGCAGUGGUCUUGCAAUAAACUGUUUUAUAC